Oppia nitens is the source of this 1684-nucleotide messenger RNA. RefSeq names its product cholinesterase 1-like. The transcript has 4 exons. Gene Ontology annotation, cellular component: plasma membrane. The coding region runs from base 96 to 1601 and encodes 501 amino acids. The record is from RefSeq and is a predicted model, not a curated record. Gene Ontology annotation, molecular function: acetylcholinesterase activity. Gene Ontology annotation, biological process: acetylcholine catabolic process; choline metabolic process. NCBI's taxonomy places the organism in Eukaryota, Metazoa, Arthropoda, Arachnida, Sarcoptiformes, Oppiidae.
UUAAUAUUUUAUUAUUAGUAGGGUUGGCAACCAGUGCCGACCCUACAAUCGAUGUGAAUACCACAUCGGGUGUCGUUCGCGGAACGACCAUCAAAAUGCUGGACAAACCUAUUGACCAGUUUAUGGGCAUACCGUUUGCCGAACCACCAGUCGGCCAGCUUCGAUUUUCCAAACCGGUGGCCAUCCGAGAACCAUCAAAAAAAAUUAUCGAUGCUACUAUUGUUAAAAACUCAUGUCUGCAAAAUGAUGGCACACAUAUACUGCUAGUCAACGAGGACUGUCUAUUUUUGAACAUUUGGGCACCAAAUCAGGCAUCAAAUGACUCAGUGGCAAACAAACCGUUGAAAAAAGUAAUGUUUUGGAUAUACGGCGGUUCGCUGACCAGUGGCUCAAUAUUUUUGCCCGUAUACUAUGGCGAAGCGUUGGCCGCUCACGAUGUAGUGGUGGUGACCACCAACUAUAGGCUGGGCGCUUUCGGUUUCCUAUACGGUGGCGACGGAUCGGCACCGGGCGAUGUCGGCUUUCACGACCAGCUAAUGGCUUUGCAGUGGACUCGGGACAACAUCGAACGAUUCGGAGGCGAUCCCAAUGAGAUCACCAUUUUUGGUGAAUCGGCCGGCAGUUGGUCAGUAUCGGCACACGUACUGUCGCCACUGUCUAAGGGUCUUUUCAAGAGAGCUAUACUGGAAUCGGGUGCCAUAUUUAUGGACAAAGACGAAGAAGUAUUGAGCAAAGAUAAGGCACUCAAAGAGGCCAAACUGAUGGCCAGCAAAUUGAACUGUACGGACGAUAAACAGUGGUUACAAUGUCUGAGGAAAGUCGAUGCACAGGCAAUACUCAUGUAUUCAUCGUUGGAUAUCUUUCCGAUGUAUGGCACCGAAUAUUUGCCUAUCAGUGCCCAACAGGCAUUCAAAACUGGCAAUUAUAACACAGAAAUCGAUAUAAUGGCCGGUGUUAUGCACGACGAGGGCUCACUACUGGCCCAUCAUUUGUACCCACAAUCGGACAAAUUGCGUAAUCAACAAGACUUUUCAGAUAUGAUUAAACAGGUGACACUCAUACCUGGACUGGACCCGAAAAAAUUGACCAGUUUUUAUUUGGCUGGUGUCGACACCAAUGUUACCGGUGCCGUUACCCAUGCAUUUUGGCAACUUUUCGGCGAUCACGUUAUCACUUGUCCGACCUAUUUGUUUGCCAAACAGUUUGCUCAGCACACACCUAAACGAAACGUUAUGUUCUAUCAGUGGACCUACUAUUCAGAAAGUUAUAGUUCACUGUUUGGCUGCACAAAGGAAAUGGGUGUCUGUCAUGCAAUGGACAUACCGUUUGUUUUUGGACUGCCAGUCAUCAUGCAUGGCGAGGAACAGGCAUUCAGCGAACAGGUGAUGAAAAUGUGGACCAAUUUUGCUAAAAAUGGUAAUCCUAUGGAAGGCACGGGUCAUCAGUGGCCCCGACUUAUCCAGACUACCGGUGCUGCCGAUGGUGUGGAUCCGGUGUCCAAAAUCAAAGAAAUUAAUCCAACAAAAGAUGAUCACAUUAUUGAAAAUCUUUUUGCCAAAACAUGUGAUGGGUUUUUGCGAUCAUAUUUUUUGAAUGAAUAACAAUUACUAGUAUACUAUUGAUAACUAAAAAAUAAAAUAAAUCUUAAUUAUAUGUACAAAAUAAAAACAAUAUUAAUUAAUUA